GGAAAAUUAAAAGAGGGAGGAAGGGAGUGACGAUGAAAGGUGGCAAGUCUGGUGUUUCUUGAGGACGGGGAAUGUUCUUUCAAGGAGAACCAAUGCUCCUUCCCGUUUCUGGGAUCUUGGCGCUCGUUGCCUAACACGUGAUAGCGCCAAUCUCGAAAACUUACGAACGUCGAACAUAUCAUCAAUUGAAGCAGUCCACCCAACAUCCCGUUGCAAUAUGCCUGUUUCAGCCAUCAACACAGUGGCUAAGGCCCGAAAUGGCGUCGGUGCCUUCAUCCUACAAUGCAAAAAGCUCGACUUCCAUUACUGCGACUGGGCCGGCUCAUCACGCGGCAUGAACGCUUUCAUAAAAUCAUCGCUCCCUGCCUUCGCCGCGCGCAAUCCACAAAUCGAAAUCUCUGUGUCUCCAAGACCGAACAAGCACCCGGUAAUUGUCGGCCACUACAUCAAUGGCCGCCAGAAAGCUAUCUGCGUGCGGAACAUGACGAAUCAUGAAGUCAAAGAGAAGGCAUUACUGCUGAGGGAUGCCAGCGGAGACAAAUUGAAGAAGGUCACGAAGCCAGUAACGAGUUUGAAUGAGAGCGUGAGAGGAAUCUGGAGUCCUUUCCACGGAUCGAAGAUCAAUAUAUAAGCGCUAGGAUGGAACAUGGAGAACGGAGGGACUAUACCACGCUACUGGGCAGAGCGUAUGUACAAAAUAUAUGAGGAGGAACUUGGGUUGUGUAUUAGCAUUAUAGGCGCAUAUCAGGUCGCAUGUACAGCACAUGUGUGAUUACUUGUAUAAUGUCAUGAGAUAUCAAAAGAAGCGGA
Aaosphaeria arxii CBS 175.79 is the source of this 810-nucleotide messenger RNA. RefSeq lists its product as uncharacterized. The transcript is spliced from 2 exons. Lineage: Eukaryota; Fungi; Ascomycota; Dothideomycetes; Pleosporales. Gene Ontology annotation, molecular function: structural constituent of ribosome. Gene Ontology annotation, biological process: mitochondrial translation. The record is from RefSeq and is a predicted model, not a curated record. Gene Ontology annotation, cellular component: mitochondrial large ribosomal subunit. The coding region runs from base 218 to 631 and encodes 137 amino acids.